This is a messenger RNA of Aethalodelphis obliquidens (Pacific white-sided dolphin), 1565 nucleotides long. RefSeq names its product TatD DNase domain containing 3 (gene TATDN3). Lineage: Eukaryota; Metazoa; Chordata; Mammalia; Artiodactyla; Delphinidae. Gene Ontology annotation, molecular function: hydrolase activity, acting on ester bonds. The transcript has 10 exons. The coding region runs from base 75 to 899 and encodes 274 amino acids. The record is from RefSeq and is a predicted model, not a curated record.
GGAAACUCGGCCUGCAGCAGCAGCGUUCCGCCUGAGGCUCCGCGGGCAAGUCGAGGGAAUCAGUGGCUGCGGCGAUGGGGGCGGUGGGCGUAGGGCUGGUGGACUGUCACUGCCACCUCUCCGCCCCGGACUUUGACCGCGAUCUGGAUGAUGUGUUGGAGAAAGCCAAGAAAGCCAAUGUUAUGGCUCUUGUGGUGGUUGCUGAACAUUCAGGAGAAUUUGAAAAGAUUAUGCAGCUUUCAGAAAGGUAUAAUGGAUUUGUUCUGCCAUGCUUGGGUGUUCACCCAGUUCAGGGAGUUUCACCAAAAGACCAAAGAAGUGUCACGUUAAAGGAUUUGGAUGUAGCUUUGCCCAUUAUCGAGAAUUAUAAGGAUCGAUUGUUGGCAAUUGGAGAGGUUGGACUAGAUUUCUCCCCCAGAAUUGCUGGCACUGAUGAACAGAAGGAAGAGCAAAGACAAGUCCUAAUCAGACAGGUCCAAUUAGCCAAAAGACUAAAUUUGCCUUUAAAUGUUCACUCACGUUCAGCUGGAAGACCCACCAUCAGCCUCUUAAAUGAGCAAGGUGCUGACAAAGUGUUGCUGCAUGCAUUUGAUGGUCGGCCAUCUGUAGCCAUGGAAGGAGUAAAAGCUGGGUACUUCUUCUCAAUUCCUCCUUCUAUCAUAAGAAGUGGACAGAAGCAGAAACUUGUUAAACAGUUGCCUUUAACUUCGAUUUGCUUGGAAACAGAUUCACCUGCGCUAGGGCCAGAAAAAAAGGUACGGAAUGAGCCCCAAAACAUUUCCAUUUCAGCAGAAUAUAUUGCCCAGGUGAAAGGGAUCUCAGUGGAGGAAGUUAUAGAAGUGACAACACAGAACGCAUUGAAACUGUUUCCCAAACUUCAGUACCUGCUCCCGAAAUAGCUUCAAAACAAAAUCAAGUGCAGAGGGCACUGUUUGAGAAAAAUAAAUGUUCUGAUGAAGAUUCUGAACUGAAGAAGCCAUUGUAUCGGGAUUAUAAUUUUAGAGAAAUAUUUUUCUUAGAAGUAAAACUGGGCUUAGAUCCUAAAACCCUGGGUUCUAAUUCUACCUUGCACUGCUUUUCAAUUAACGGAGUCCUAGCAGGAGAUUGGGAAAUACCACUGCUUCGUACUUUGCCCUGUUAAAUAGAACCACCAAAUGAACUGAAACCAUUUCUUCUGGCAAGGGUGGCUCCCACAGGUAAGAAAUAAGUGCUACUGUGAUGGCGUGGAAUAGGCUAAAGUUUGAUCCUUUACCACCUGUUUGACUUCCCACAGGAUUUAUCCAGUGAAAGGAGAGUGUCUAGUUUUUUGUACUAUCAGAAAUCUUAUCUUUUCUGGGUUUACAAAAUUGAACUUUUAGUACUUUGAAUUAUCUCUCAUUUUAAGAGAAAAAUGUACAAGGUUUUUAUAUAGAUCUUAGAUUUUGACUUAUAAAGCCCAUGGUUCGUGCAAUCACCGUUAAAUACCAAGCACCACAGUUUAAUUAAUAAAUUGGUUUUAAGUUCCAGUCUGAAUUUUGUCACAUGUUUAAAAUGUACAUAGCUCUAUUAAAAAUGUAUCUGACUUU